AAAGACAACAUUGAGCAGCGAAGCCGAAGCACACCACCGCGAAACCCUCCCCCGACGCUGCCGGCUGCCCCCGCAAUGGAUCCCAAGGCGGCGGCGAGGUCGAAGCGCUCGCACACGGUGCACGGCCGCCGCACCCACCAGACCCCCGCCGCGGCCGCAGCGCAAAAGCAGAAGCGCGCAGCCGCCGCCGCCGGCAGCGGCUCCUCCUCCUCAUCCGCCCCUCGCAGCCGCAACCUCCCCUCUAACUGGGACCGCUACGAGGACGAACCCGAGGCAGACGACCCCGCGGCCGCCGCGGAAUGGACCGGCGAGGUGGCGCCGCGCAGCAAGGGCGCCGACUUCGCCUUCCUCCUCGAGCAGGCGCGGACGCAGCCCCGCGAGGAGCGUGGCCUCGGCGUGUCGGGCCAGCUCGCCUCCCAGAACUCGCCAUUUGAUUUUAUGCAGGCAUCUACCUCUAUGCUUGAAGCUAAAGGGGAUGGGAUUAUGUCCUGGAUUGAAGACGAUAAUUUCAUAUUAGAGGAUGAUUUAGCACCAGAUUUUGAGGUACCUUUUCUCUCCAUGGAUCUGGAUGCAUUGGCCACCCAACUUUUGAAGCUUAAGCUCUCUCAGAGACUUUUCAUAGAAGAAGAUCUACUACCUGAGGAUCUGGCUGUUGCAUCAGAAGAUAAUGAAAUAGUGAUUCAAUGUGACACAUUGUUGGAUUGUGGUGCUAAAGAAAGUUUGGUUCAAAGUAACUUCAAGGAUGUAAAGCCUGGGAAAGAUCCAAUUAGUCAUGACCAUGCCAGCAGCAUCCUUUCUGAUGAUCAAAUGAAAACAGAUCAUCAACUUGUGCAUUCAGACACUGAAGAAGAUAAAAACUAUACGAGAAUCACAGAUACCGUUACAAGCUCAGGUCAUGGCAAACAGUCAAAGCUUGAGCUGGUUGGUCCUGAAGAAGAACUUGACAUGCUUCUUAAUUCCCUUGGAGGAACUCACCUUUCUAGCUCCAACCUAGGUAAGUCGUUUGGAAAUAGUUCAACUUUAGAAGGAACGAAGGUCAGUGAGUCAAAUGAGAAAUUCAAAGCUAGUAGCUCGUCCAAAUCGCUGGCACUUGCUCCUCUUGAUGACGCCCUAGAUGCCUUACUUUCGGAGACUUCUUUACCUGUUGAGAUUGAAGGUUUUGCUGCCUCAAGUGUAACUUCUCGAUCAACUAUCGACUCAGACAACAACACUGACUUUAGAUGUGCCAAGCAGAUUGAUGUAACAACAUCUAUUGAUGAUUCAGUCGAUGAUUUGCUUGCGGACAUUUCGUUCUUCUUAAAUGAUCAGAAACAAACUACACUUGUACAAGGGCAACAGAACAUCUCAAAUGUCAGUGUGCCUCCUCAUUCUGGUUCCUCAAAUGUAUCAGCUGAUUUUGAUUCAUGGUUUGAUUCACUAUAGAAACGGAAGAAACAAAUUUAUAGUGAAGAGGUGUGAGUUGGCUUUCACUGAUCUGUUACUGUAACACUAAUGCCUACAGUAGUUUUGUUCACUUCAUGAAUCUAUGUAGCUAGCCCUUUGGAAAGCUGUCUUUCGAAGCUCCCAUGCCCAUUGUUAUGGAGGUCUGGAUAAAAAUCUUAGUAUGGCUCAGAUUAUGGCAAGCCUGCUUCGCAGCCCUUCGCAUCACUUUUCGGCUUGUGCCAGUUUGGGGCUAUGCCUAUGUUAGUAUAUUGAACUGUUGUCAUACUGACCAGGAAUCCAGAAGGCUGGUUGCUGUGUAAUCUCAUAAUGCCAAUCUGUACAUUCAUGAACUGAGUUUAGUCACAUCUUUGUAGUAUCUUCCAUACUUCCAUCCUUAAUUUAUUGUUCUUGUCAAAACAAAGCUAAUGCAAAGAUUUGAGUCUUCCUGUUU
Brachypodium distachyon (stiff brome) is the source of this 1873-nucleotide messenger RNA. RefSeq lists its product as uncharacterized. NCBI's taxonomy places the organism in Eukaryota, Viridiplantae, Streptophyta, Magnoliopsida, Poales, Poaceae. Bases 76 to 1422 code for a protein of 448 amino acids. The transcript has 4 exons. The record is from RefSeq and is a predicted model, not a curated record.